Molecule: messenger RNA, 6120 nt
Organism: Dalotia coriaria
Lineage: Eukaryota; Metazoa; Arthropoda; Insecta; Coleoptera; Staphylinidae
Source: RefSeq, a predicted model, not a curated record
UGGAUCUUUUGGUAGAUCUUGUUUUUAUUAUGACAGUGAAAUUUCAAAAUAUUCUGUGUUUUGUUUUUUAUUUUUCAAAUUUACAUUUUCUGGUAUUUGUUUAAAUUAAAAGAGUAAAAAUAAAAUGGAUGCUCGAAAGAAUAUAGAUCCAACGGAUACAUUUGAUGAAAAUCCUGGAAUCAUUCAGCGUUUUAUUCAGAAUUAUUCAACGACUGAUUUAACCUCGGAAUUACCUCCAGAUGAACCCACAGAUCCUGUUUUGAUACAUAAUUAUGAAGUUCAACACCCUUUACCUGCAAGACCUCCAAGAGUUAAAGCUGAAAAGGAUCCUACUAUUAUUGAACCAUCUGUUAGUACCAGGUUAGGAUUGCAACCUUAUCCUCCAGGUGAAGUGGGAGCUAAAUAUGUUGCUCCAAUGCCAAAACUUGCUGAAUAUAAAGAGUUGAAGAAAAAGAACAGGAAGGAGUUUUUUGAUCAAAUUGAAUUCUGUGAUCAUGACGUGUUGAGGUUACCAAGUCCCAUUAUCAUGGAUACAAUAUCAAAGUUGGAGGAAGAAUCUCCACAUAUUAGUAAAGCUAAAGUGCUCCCAGAAAGACCUUCAGUGUUUACAUCAAGUACCAUGGUCCCUCCAACCAAAUCCCAAUUAAAAGCUAAAGAAAUCAAAAGUGGGAUCUUCUUAAAUGUUGAUGAUUCCGAUAUGGGGUCAAGGUCAUCCGCAGAAGAGGAGGAGAUUGUUAAAAAAAAGAAAAAACCAAAGAAACGUCGAGUCAUCAAACGCAGAAAGCAUAAACGUCAACCCUUACCCUCCAUCCAAGAAUCCAUCCAUGACCAAGGCGACAUAGACCUAGAACAACAAUUCAUGCAAUCUCUAGAAUUCUACGACUAUGAAAUGUAUGGUGAAGGAGGUCCUGAAAUAGAGUUACCAAUUUGGAAACCCGAAAUGUAUGAUGUAUCCACCCAUGUCUCCGAUAACCUUAUCCUAGGACCUUUUGCUGAUCAAAUGUCUAUUGCUUCAUCAGCAACAUCAAUGGCUGACAAAUCCGCUUUUGAUGAUGUAUCUUGGUGUGAAAUACCUUUAACCUCCAGAUUGGUUCAAACCCUACGAGAUGCCCAAUGUGUAAAACCUAAGAAAAAAUACCGCAAAGGAUGUUUAGAAAAUCAUUCAUUUACCAAACUCAAACAAUCCAUUCUAACAGAUUUUCCUCAUUGUACCAUCAUAGGAUCAAUCAAUCAAGGAGAUCUUUGUUUUCCUAAAGUAGCCAGGGGUAAUCAAGGGAUAUGUAUGCCUAUUGCAGCAUUCUGUUAUGCACAUAUUAAGAAGUAUAAAGACUGGACAUCAAGAUCUCUUGAUGAAAUUGUAGAACUUGGAAAUUGUCAUUUCAUGUCAUCAAUUGCAGAGAUACACAUGCAUAAAGGAAGAAAAGAAUUAGCUGUGCAUGAAGUUAAUAAUUUCUUUUUUAUCUGUGAUAAGAAGAUAAAAUUUGAAAUAUCAGAUCCUGAGGUGAAAGGAUUAACAAGAUCAACAGACAAGAAGAUAUUCAAUAUAUCAACAGGUUUAAAAGUGUUUUUCUGUAACUACAACACAGGAAUAUUAAGAACUGAAAACUUGAAUAUCCUAAUCUGGAAGAUCAAAAAAGGUUGUUAUCUUUUCUUUGACGCUAACCCAAGAAAAAGUAAUCUAUAUCAAGACAAAGUAGGAUCUGCAGUUAUGACUAUAGUAUCAAAGUUAAAAGCCAUCAGAUCAAUCCUCCUAGAUAGAUCAUCAAUUGGUAAUUCUCCAUUCAACAUUUGUCAGAUAAAAGUCCUGAAGAUAAUGGGUAAAGAUGAACGUGAAGAAGAUGAAUACACCAAAGAAAGAAACACUUACAUAGCUUUGAAUGAUCGUCAGGCGAUUGUCCAGGGAAGUUUUGAUCUUGGUGACCUAUGCUUCCUGUUUAACAGGAAUAAACAAUCUCUGAGUAUGUCUAUAGUAGCAUUGGCUUAUUCAAGAAUAUCUGUUCCACAUUCCUGGCAUAAGAAGACACUGGAUAAGAUUUUAAUCAUUGGUAACCAAUUACAUUCUGUGAUUGUAGAAUCUGAGAGUUGUACUGAUGUGGGUGUUGAGCAUCUUCCUGCGGUGUUUACAGUAGGCCCAUAUGUUCUGGAGAUACAUAUCUAUCCAAAUAGAUACGCUGAUUUGAUGUAUAAGAAAUCAAAUUGUAUAUUUUCUGAAGACUUGAAGUUAUUCUUUGAGAGUAAUAACAAUUGUGUUGCUCAGAUUGGUAAGGCUUAUAUGGCGAUCUGGCAACAGAGAGAUAUGUUCUUUUGCUUUGAUCCUCAUACCAGAAACAAAGAGGGUUUGAAAUGUCGUCAGGGAGCUGCUGUUUGUUCAAUGAAUAAAGACCUGGAUGUACUUCUGGAGACUGUUGUUCAGAAUUAUGACAGUCGUGAGACUAUAUUCCAUCUUCACGCAGUUAAGUUGAUUAGGAUUCACAGAGACCCUGUUUUGACCAAAUUUUUCCCAAAACAUUUAACUCUACAAGAAAUGCCUAUGGAAACCUUUCACAGGCAUAAAUGUAUGAAGAGUAAGAAACGUGCAACUGAUAAACCUUUCGCAACAGCAGAUUUCAAAGAACAUGCUCUGAAAAAACUCCUAGCUGGAAUAACACUAGCAGAUUCAAUUUACGAUGUCCAAAGUAAUUUAGGAGUAUUGGUACUUAUAUGUUACCUGUAUUUGAGUGACACUCAGAUUGUCCCCAAGAGAAGAAAGGAAUUAGAAGAAGAACCUGAAGGUCAAGAAGGUGGAGACUAUGGACCUGUCCCAAUGUAUGGUCUAGGUGAAGAUAUUGAACAGUACGUUCAAGAGGAACAAUCCCAGCAAUAUGGGGUUAUGUCCCAGGUUACUUCCGGGGAGUUAGAUCCUUGUUUCCGAGCUGAUUAUAUUAAUACCGACCUAACCUAUUGUUACAAACUACUUCCUGCAAUGGAAUUACCAAUGAGGACCAAAGAAGAUCGUGAUAUUAUCAUUGACCUACACCAACAAGAAAAAGAGUUACAGAAUCUACGUUACUAUGAUAAAAUCAAUGAUGAAAUGCAGAUUUUAACAGGAAAAGCCAAUUGCUUUGAUUUCAUUUAUGAAGAAGAUGAUCCUAACCUUAUAAUUCCAUACAUGUGCAUCAUGGCAGCUGCCUAUGAUAUAGAGAAACCCAUUAAUCGAUGGGAUGAUGCCACAAUAGGUUUUGUUCUUCAAUCAGGUCGCAUGUUAUAUGACCAAUACGCCGAAAGUUUUGUUCAUAUAGACGACUUUAAAUUUGAAUUGGUUAAGAAUAACAUCAUGGCGACUAUUCAUAUCAUCUUUAACACCUACAUAGGAGAUGAUUUGUUUGAUACCUUUUCUGGACAAAAGAUCCUUGAAGAGUUUAUUGAUAGACAUGUCUUCAAUCAACAAGAUGUCGGAUUUGUGAUGGUACCACAUUACGCAUGCGCUGUAUUCUUCAAAAAGAGUUUAUUCUAUCUCUUUGAUCCUUAUAACUGUGAUAAAUGGGGAAAUGUCCAACCUUUAGCCAAAAAAGGAAGAGCUUGUUUAAUCCGAUUCAGAUCAAUGGAUGAAUUGGUUAAGAGACUUAUCCAGAACCUGAGUAAACGGGUUGUUGAGAAUGACACCUGUGGAAUGCAGUUUAGGAUGUUAAUGCUUGCAAAACCCAAGUUUACUCUUCUAGAUCAAAAACCUACACUUGAACAAGUCCAACCUGAAGAUACCAUGACCCUGAUGAGAACCUUAAGUGAAGAAUUCAAACGUCCUAGUAACUAUAUCAAAUUACCAGAUGGUAGCCAACUGAUUCGAGGCACAAAACAUGUUGGUGAUUGUGGUGUGGAAGUAGAAUACAUAGCACCUUAUAUUUGUAUAAUGGCGGCUGUGGUUGGAGAAAAAUACUGUCUCCGGACUUGGUCCUCAGAUGUCUUAGACUUUGUCAUGACCUCAGGAGACGUUUUAUACAAAAAAUCAAAAUAUGGUUUUGUGCAACUGGUUAAACUAGAGCUACCACAUAUUGUCCUUGGUCACGAAGACUUCAAGUGUCAAAUUAGAUAUAUCUUUGACGCACCAUGUAAUCUCCGCAUAAUGAAACUAGCUUUACAGAAAGUAAUCAUGUGUGAAACAGACUGGGUGUUUAUUGUAACAGAAGUUUACACUUGUGCAGUCUGUCAAAGACGUGGUAUCUACUAUCUGUAUAAUCCAUUCUCAUGUAAUGAACUGGGAUUGGAUGAUGUGAAGGGUUUCUCAUCAGUUGCAAGAUUCAGAGACAUGGAGGAUCUAUGUCUGAGGAUUAUCUUCAAUAAAACUAAGCGGGACGUACCUGAAAAGGGUAAUUAUUCAAGAUUUGCUUUGUAUGUAUGCAGGGUUUCAAGAAGGCGUAAGUCAGUUAUAAGAAUGAAGUAUCCAGGAGAUGAUAUGGAUGAAGAUGAAGGACAUAAAACAGAAGAUCAUGAAGAAGAAGCAGAAGAAGAAGAGGAACUAGUUGCAAGAAAUAAACAUGGUUAUGUAAAAGUAACCAACGUUGAAGUUAUAGAAGGAACUAAGGUUUUGGAACGUCCAGCAAGUGAUCAAGUUGAUUUGAUGGAAGAUCACUUUGCUAGCCUAGCUGCAGCAUUGAUGGUAAUUCACAAACCCUUGGAAAAUUGGACAACGAAAAACGUGGAUAAAACUAUUGACUUAGGGAAACAUAUCUAUGACCAUGCGGAUUCUCUAGAACAAUCUAGAAGACGUACCAUAAGAAAUAUCCUGGUAGGUAAAUACUUUUUUGAUGUCAUUGUAAAGACCAUAGAAAUAGAACCAUACAAAUACCGGAAAAACUUCAAAGAGAGUCUGAAAUAUGUCAUGCGUAAACGCAAGUUCAUCAUGUUACAAACAGGUGAAGGUACCUACGUUAUCUACAUUGAUACAGACAAUCAUGUGGUACAUCUAUACCAUCCCUAUCAAGCAACGUUCAAUCAAAAAGAUAAACCAUCAGAAGAUGUAUCGAAUGCAUGUUGGAUUAAAUUCAAAUCAUUUAAACAAGCUAUCAAGUUUUUAAAGAAAGCAACAAUGAAUCGGUAUAAAUUCUUCACAUUCAACGUGAUUAAUGUUACAAGAGCUCCCAGAUCUGUUAUUGUAAGUGCAAUGAUUCAAGACUGGAUUAGAGCAAAACAGGUUAAAGGUGAGAUUAGUGGUAAGUCAUUCCAUGAACAUGAAAGUUGGAUGGACCUGCAUGAUAACCCAUGGUCAAGAUUAGGUGGUAAUCUAUCUCCAAUGAAAGGAGCUCAUAAUAAAUGGUAUUCCUGGGAUAUAGAAUACAAUAAUGAUCUGUAUAUGAUUUGUGGAACUAUGUCUCAGCAUGAUAAAUGUUUCAAGUCUGAUAUUCGUGGGAAACAGACCCUGGCCUCUUUGGUAGCUGUCAUUGGGAUGACAGGUAUCUAUGAUCUGAAAGAAUGGAAUCCUUCGGUGAUUGACGCUGUGCUUAUAUCUGGAUACAAAUAUUUUGUCAAGUGUAUAGAAAACAUUGAAGAUAAAGAUCAUGAAUUUUCCAUGGAAGAUUUGAUAGAUGAAUGUGAGAUCUUUCCAUUCCAGUUCAAGGUGCGUUAUCAAGCUGUCGUUGAAGGUACCAUGUUUUUGACUAGUACCAAGAGGUUCAAUUUGUAUAAAUCUCUGCAGUUCUUCUUUGAUGAGUACUAUUAUCGUGCUGGGAUUAUUGUGGCGAAUAAAAAUGGAGUCAAGAAGAUGGUGGCAUUUGCUAAGAGGAAGGAUAAUGAAUAUUAUAUGUUUGAUUGUAUGACUUUUGGGAAGCCGAUGUUUGCUCCACAUGAAGGUGUUGCUUACAUGUUGAGGUGUACUACUUUGGCGAGGUUGAUUCAUGUGAUUGUGUUGACUCUGCGAGGUGGUGAUUUCUAUGUCUAUGAGGUGAUUGCGGAUAGUUAUAGUGCUGUUGAAGGGGAUAUGAAUCCUUACGUUGAUGAGAAGCCAAAAUUAAGACCAUGAAGAGGUUUGAAGUUGAACAUGGAAAUUGUGUGUUAUGAAAGUUUUAAUGGUGUAUAUGUUUUGUUUUGUGUCAAAUUGUUUAUAUACUUUGUAAAUAUUUAAUAAAUUAAUUGUUUUUGACGUGAUAA